CGAAAAUGUGAAAAAAAUUAUGAAAGAGAACUUGAUGGCGAAGUGAAAAUAGUUUUUGAAUGUGAAGAUGUCAAACCUGAAGUGGAUUCGUCAGCAGUUAAAAAGAUUGAAGAUUAUUCUGAUAAUCACUGGCAAUUUAUGAAAUAUGGAGAUGUUUAUGCAAAUCUUAAAAUGAUUAAAAUAGAACCUUUAGAUACAGUAAAAAAAAGGAUUUGGCGAAGACGAUGCAAACAAAUUGAACAUAAAUUUGAACUGUGACCAAAAUAAAAAACAAAAAGUGAAAGAAAAGUUAACCUACAACUGUGGUACAUGUGGAAAAACGUUUAAACGGAAAUCUCAUCUAAAAAUUCACGUCGAUUCUAUGCAUAAUAAAAUUACUCAUAAAUGUGAUAUAUGUAUGAAGACAUUUACACGCAUAUGCAUGUAAUAUAUGCACGAAGACAUUCACACAAAAAGGUAAUCUCCAAAUUCACAUCGAUUCGGUACAUAAUAAAAUUACCCAUAAAUGUGAUAUAUGUAUGAAGACAUUUACACAGAAAAGUAGCCUCAAAUCCCACAUCGAUUCAUUGCAUAAUUGUAUCACACACGAAUGUGAUGUAUGCGGCUAGACUUUUUCACAAAAGGGUCAUCUCAAUAUGCAUGUUAAAUCAAAGCACAAGGGUAUCAAAUAUCCAUGCGAUUUAUGCGGAAAGACUUUUGUACGCAAGUAUUAUCUCCAAGUCCACAUCGAUUCGGUCCAUAAUAAAAUUACUCAUAAAUGUAAUAUAUGUAUGAAGACAUUCACACAGAAAAGUAACCUCAAAUUCCACAUCGAUUCAGUGCAUAACUGUAUCAUACACGAAUGUGAUGUAUGCGGUGAGAAAAAACGAGCAUUGGUUUGAUUCAGCAAAGUCUUGCAGUGAUUCAUAGUGGCGAAAUGUCGGCUCUAAGAACCGGGCUCUGCCGACCCGGGAUAAUCAUGUAUCUGGCCGUCGUACUUCUCCUCGUUAUCAGCAGCACAUAUUCCGCACCUGUCCAAGAAACAGAAACAACACAGAUAGCCGAAUACGAUGGAGGCUGUUACUACAACAAUCAGCGCUACCAAGAAGGUGCAAGAAUUAUCACAAAUGAACCCUGCUUAAAUUGCACGUGCCAUAACCGCAUGCUCCAAUGCUACCUGCGAGUCUGUCCCUUCACGAAAGCGAUCGGCCAAGAUUGCAUGGUGGAAAAGCGACCUGACCAGUGCUGUCCAGUCAUCACGUGCCCCGAAGUACUGGUGCAGCUGCUGACUUCGACGACGAGCGCGCCUUCGAAAGAACUGCCAGGUCCGACCGACGUUGGCUUCCCCGACACUUACGGCUGCAACGUCGACGAAAGAUUCUACGCCGACGGAGCGCAGAUGCCCUUCGAUCCCCGUAAUCCUUGCGAACUUUGUUAUUGCAUACGCAACAAGACGACCUGUCUUAUGCAACAAUGCACCCUCAGCGUCGCUGGCUGCAAGCCCGUUUAUCAAGAUGGAAUUUGCUGUCCAGUCAAGUACAAUUGCGAAUACGAAGAUAUGGACACGACUCCGGGUCUGAUCAUGACAACGACUUUGGCACCACGCGAGGAGCCACCGCAGUGCGAUCACGAGGGUAAAAUGUACGAGGACGGAGAACUAAUUUACACCAUUCAGCCGUGUCAGCAUUGUUAUUGUCUGCACGGCAAGAUUGCCUGUGCCGUUCAGGAAUGCGAAAAACCAAUGGAGUUCCAUGGCAAAAAUUGUACAGCUUUGCCACCGCUUGAUAGCAACUGCUGUCCAACUUAUCAUUGUGCUCCCGACAAUACAACCAUGGAAAUUCUGGAAAUAUUCCCCGGUGCUGAUAACUCAAUUCCUGAAGAGAUUGUUGGUGCUGAGCAACCCACGAGUGAUGGUUCAUUAUUAGAAUCUUCAUCGAUUGGAAAUGAAAUUCCCGAAUCUAUACCGACCAAAUCUCCCGAGGAUAUUUCUGACAGUUCAACUCAGCGAGUGGAUAAAGAUCAACCAGCUCAAACCGAAGCACCAAUCGAACCGAUUGAGGAUCGUUCGGAAGCCCCGAUAGACACAAUUCCUAAAACAGACAAUGAAAUUUCUCGACCCUCGCCUGGUUCUUCAGAACUUCCUUCGCGGUCUGAAGAAGAAUUAGUGAAUAAAAUUGCAGAAUCGUCAACGGAAUCUGAGGCCGAAAUGAAACAAUCUACUGAAGCAGAUGCGUCGGUAAUUCAUCCCGAAAUUACUACCACUAGUUCCGCUGAAAAUGAAUUUACAAAUGCAGUUGUCAUUGAUGAAGUUUCUGAAACAACGAAGACUCCCAUCAGUGAAAGCUCAAUUAUUGACCAUGGAGUAAAUGAGUUUGAAAAAGAGUCUUCUACUUUAAAUACAAAUAUGAAUAAAGAAUCAGAAGUAUCUAGUGAAUCUUCUAGUCCAGGUAGCUUAGUGACGACUCCAGAAGCUAACGAAAUAAUCGAAUCGAUAACUACACAAGACCCAUAUCAAACAAUGGAAGAAGAAAGAACUACCAUUACUCCAGAUAUUAAAAUUAGCGAAAUUGAGGAAAAACCAGCUCCGACCUUAGAUCAAGACAAUGUAAUGCCAACUGCCACUGAAGAUGCCCUUGUGAUUUCUGAAAUUUCAUCGGUGCGUCCUCGAGAUGAUCAUACACCAUUCCCCAUUUCUGAUUCACCGACUACAGUAAUCUUCGAUGAUAGAAACGAGGAAAUACCUGCAACAACACCUUUCGCUUCGGUCGAAGAAUCACACGUAGGAGUAACCGACAAAUCUAUUAUAAGUGAAUCAUCAGAGCCUAGCAUAAUCGAAGGAGAAGACAAAAUUCUCACGAUUAAGGAAACUGAAACUAGUUCGGAAAAUCCAGAGGAAACUUAUGAGUCAACAGAACCUGAAUUUUCAACGAAACCAAAUGUAUUAGAUGAAUCUAAAUUAGAAGAUUCCGAUCUCACCAAUUAUACAGAUAGGUCUGUUGAAUCUGAAUUUAUAACGACUCCGGGAUCAAGAGACGAAUCUUCAUCAAGCUCUACAAAUGAUGAAGCUGAAGAACUCGAAAUUAUGACAACUCUCAGUCCAGAAAUUAUUUCAUCGAAUGAAGACGACAAUUCAAAUGUUCCAAACUUCACUGAAUCAUCGACACAAACACCAGUUGACGACAAGUCUGGAACUUACGAACAAGGAUCAACGGGUAUACCAAUCCCAGAAAGAGUUCCUGAACAUAAAGCUGAAGACAAUGAUGCUGUGAUAGAUGAAGUAACACAAAGCUAUCUUCCAAUGGGUAGUGACUCACCACAAGGUGUGAAUAAUAUGCAACCCGAAACUUUUGAAACAAGAUCAACAACUUAUUUACCACCGUUGAGCUCAAGCAACGAAAUUGACAGACAGCCAUCUACACCAGUAUACGAAGACCUUCCCAAAGAAGAUUCAAGUACAGAAUUUACAACACCCGUUGUCAUUACUCCCAAGGCUCCAUUUGAACAACCACCUUCCGAAUCCUCGAUAGAUUCUAUCGUUGACUCAAAUACUGGUAUGACUGAAAAACCAAGUGAUGAAAAUGCCAAAGAAAUGACUACACUGCCAAGUCUAGAAAAUGAAAUAAAAGAAACCGAAGAAGUUCCGCGCGAAGAACUCCCUAAACACGAAAGUACAGACGAUUUUGACAUGACGACACCGAUUGUAGAUACUAAGGUAUCUGAAGACGAGAAAGAAAUUAUGCCCCCAACUUCCGGUGAAGAAAACACAAACGUGUCAGUCGGAGAUAAUGCUAUUGUUAGAGAACCAGAAACUUCUCCUAAAUACGACAAAACCGAUGAAUCCAGCAUGGUUGGACCAUCUAGCGCAAUGCCAGAAAUUGUUGAUCCUGAAAUUAUCGAGUCUCAGACGAAUGAUCCCAACAUCUCCGAAACUUCCGAAAAAUCACCGGAAGAAAUCGAUGUCAACACAGCCCCAGCUAGUGUGAGUACAGAAGCAUCCGAGCAAAUAGUUCCAGAUGAAGCAGAAGAACCACAGAAAUUACCAGAAGAUCUUCAACCACCGAUUACAUCGAUACCUUUAGAAUCUUCGACUGAAAUUUCCAACACCCCGGUCGAAGAUGAUUCUAAGAUCGAAGAGCCAAGUGUACCCAUCAGCCCAGAGUCAACUCAAUCUCCCGAAAGUAUGGAUAAAUCUGAAGAAGAAUCUAGUCAUUCUCAGGAUACAAACGAAAUAUUAACGGAGAAUCAAUCAUCUGGAAUUCCUGGUGAAGGAAAUUGUCUCGUUGACGGACAGUCUUAUAUCAAUAAUUCAGCGAUUCCACCUGCGAAUCCUUGCCAAAUCAGUUGCCAAUGUGUCAGUAGUAUAGUCAAAUGUGAAAUUAUCAAAUGUUCGCCACCUCCUGCAGAUUUAACGAACUGCUCGAUGCUCUCCGAUCCGAACAUGUGUUGUCCGAUUUACACGUGCAAUUCUGCUCCAAGUGUAGAAUUACAAGUGAACAAUCAAAUGUCGGAACAGCAUACUCCAAAAUACGAAGAAGAUAAAUCUCAACCAACGGAAGGUUUGUCAGUCGACGGCACAACCAUUACUCCUGAAAUUGUAUCAACCCAAGAAGAUAAGGCAUCCUCGGAUCAAUCAAACAUUCCAGAUAUGGAAAAAGAGUCCUCAACACCCAUGCCAGAAAUGGAAGAGAAGACACCAAGCCCAAUCAACGAGGCAGAAAAUAUCCCAAUAAGUACCGAGGGGGCUGAAAUUGACAUAAGAGGAGAUGGAUUAUCAUCUACACUUGAACCAGUUUCACCUACGGAAUCAAACGAAGAUAAAAACAUCGUGGAUGUAGAAACGAGCUCAAAGCAAUACGACACUACUGAACCUCAAGUUGAAUUGACUGAAAGUACGACUCAUCUACUUAUUGAAUCUUCUUCAUCCACAGAAUCUCCAAUAAAAACAGAACAAGACAGUUCAUCUGGAGAAAUUAAAUCAGAAAUUGAAAGAACGACUGCAUCCGGAGUCAGCGAAAACAAUGUCGAUCAAGCUGAACAAACAACUGUUGCAUUCGAAGAACCUAUUGUAACUACUUUCAGCAGUGUAUCAAUGGAUGAGUCAACGACGGCUAAGCGGAUCGAUGAAAUUAUCUCCGAAGAUGAGACAAAACCAUCUUUGUAUGACAAAAAUAUCGGCUCAACUUCAAUUCCAGAUGAAACUGUAGAGAUUGUAACAAAAACAAGUCAAGAUAUGGGAUUGGAAAAUGAAAUUACUACUCCCGCAUCAGGCUCUCUUCCCGAUGAAGUUUUACAAAAUGAAUCCACCCCAUUGCCAGAAACUCUAAAACCAGAAAUACCAUCGAGUUCGAUGGAAGAAAAGAGUCCAGAACAAGAGCAAACACCUACCGAUGCUACAAUAAUGAGGGACGAAUCUUCAACUGCGUCCGGAUUAGAUAAUACAUCCGCGUACAGUACGUCUCGAUUUGAAGAAGAGUCAUCGUCGGUAGCCUAUACCACGAGUGACGAGGUUUUGAGAGGUAGCUCCGAGGCUUCAAUCAUCGCCAGUGAUGAAUCUUCAAAGGCCCCAGAAAUCGAAGAGACGUCUACUCAAACUUCAUCUACGAUCGACGAAACUAUUGCAAACAAAGAUCUUAGCGAAGUUGUUCCUGGAGUUUCGUCGGAAACGCCAAAAGAAGAAGAAUCUACAGAAACAUCCAAGAUUGCUGAAGAACUCGAAAAAACUAGCGAGGAGACAUUUACAGUAACACCAAAAUCAGAGACAACCGACAGUGCAGUAAAUCCAACCGAACCUCCAGUUGUUGUCGAAGAUGUAGUAACUACUGAAGCAGAGGCAAAAACGACUGAAUCGUAUGUUAGUUCGUCCGAAUCAGCAACAACGGAGAAGUCAAGUACUGCGAUCUUCGAAGAACCAUCGAGUACGCAAGAAACAAUACAGGAAUCCGAAAUUCCUAAGGAAACUUUAGAUAACGAAUCGUCCACGACCAUCGAAUCUAUCAAAAUUGAAGCAGAACCCGAGGAGCAAACUUCGGCAUCGCCUAUUGCUCCGAGCGAUUCCUCCGAUGUCGUCUCUACCGACGAGAUGAAAGAAAUCACACCUCAAGAUGUCGCGACAAUGGACGUCACUCCAACCAUGCCCAGUUUCAGUGAAAAACCAGAAGACAGCCAAGUGAAACAAGAAGCAUCGACGGAAUUCAGCGCACCGAGCACGGAAUCGGCAUCGUCGAGCGAAGCCAGCUACGUGAGCAGCACCGAGGAAGAACAGCACCCGGUCGAUUCCCAAGCGAUCGACGAAAUGAGUCACGGAUCGCACGAGGAAGAGACAGCCCACAACGAGCCCGACGUCAACGGCGGCCAUAAGAGACCCGCCGGCCCCGACGAAGGAAUCGUCGAGUCCAACAGUCCUAGUGACUUCCCGCCCGAGAGCGGAGACAUCACGCCCUCGGAUCCGGACGACUACGACGACACCAGCAUAUUCGGCCCCGGCACCUGCCGAUACGGCGGCAAAAUCUACAUGUCGGCUCAGCAGAUCCCGCGCGACGAUCCUUGCGACUUCUGCUUCUGCUUCCGCAGCGACAUAAUCUGUCUGCAGCAGAGCUGUCCACCGCCGAUAUCCGCCUGCACGGAGCAGCCGAUUCCCGGCUUCUGCUGUCCCAGAUACUCGUGUCCGGUCUCGACGGGUCUCGCUUACAAUUCGACGACGACGACCACUACAACGACGACGACGGUGUCGCCUCACUUCUACACCAACACGUACAAGGGAAGCGUCAAUCGCGGAGGAUGCCAAGUCGGAAACCGAACCUACCGAGUCGGCGAGGACAUUAGAACCAAGUCCGGACCCUGCAUGAGUUGCAUCUGCGGCGGGGACGGCAAGAUGCAGUGCGAGCCCAAGGCGUGCUCGGCGAGUCCGAUGCUGAAGGAAAUGAUAGCGCACGCCGCUGCCAGGAAGAGGAGGAGAUGAGCCAUUUAUUAAAGUAAUAAUUCGUUAGAGGCAAAAGAACUUGGAUUCAACGGGUUACGUUGAAAAUUCGACUUGAAGAAAAUAAAGGGGGGAAUAAAAAAAAAACAAAGUACUGCGGCGAGUAAUAGGCGUUGUACAAAAAUAAUCGAAUGCGAGCGUGAGUGGAUCGAAUGAAUGAAACGAUUGAAUGACUCUUCGUUGAAAAAGUGCGCGAGUAAGUGUGAAUUGAAAUUUUAUAUCUACCUCUGUAGAAAUCGCCUUAGACAAAGACAAUUAAUUAGCAGGCGAUCGCGAACUGAGUGGCCAAAAUGUAAACGUUUUAUAUAAAUAUUAUAUUGUUUUAUACAU
This is a messenger RNA of Trichogramma pretiosum, 7285 nucleotides long. Its product is annotated as mucin-17. Gene Ontology annotation, molecular function: protein binding. The coding region runs from base 917 to 6937 and encodes 2006 amino acids. NCBI's taxonomy places the organism in Eukaryota, Metazoa, Arthropoda, Insecta, Hymenoptera, Trichogrammatidae. The transcript is spliced from 8 exons. The record is from RefSeq and is a predicted model, not a curated record.